UUCAGAGUUUAGAGUGGAGCGAAGAGUGAAGCACUUAGGCCCUUGCAACUGUCAAGAAGACGAGACGAGGGGUCGGGACCGGCAGCGUCUUUCUCUCGCUGCGUGUUUCAUUUCUGGGAGUCCUGAUAUACUUACGCCCGCCGACACCUUUUGAAACUUGACAAAAUGUCGAGCGAAUCAGUGAAAACGUUUGCAAGUCUCGAAACUCCUGGGUAUGUAGGUUUUGCAAACCUUCCAAACCAGGUUCACCGCAAGUCAGUGAAGAAAGGAUUUGAAUUCACUUUGAUGGUUGUUGGAGAGUCGGGCCUUGGCAAGUCUACUCUGGUCAACAGCCUGUUCUUGACAGAUUUGUAUCCCGAAAGAGUGGUGCCUGAUGCUAUUGAAAAAGCAACUCAGACGGUAAAGCUGGAUGCAUCGACCGUUGAGAUUGAAGAGCGUGGAGUGAAACUACGGUUGACUGUGGUAGAUACCCCGGGCUUUGGAGAUGCCAUUGACAACACAGACUGCUUCAGAGCUAUUAUUCAGUAUAUUGAUGACCAGUUUGAAAGAUUUCUCAGAGAUGAGAGUGGGUUGAAUAGGCGUAAUAUUGUUGACAACCGCAUUCACUGCUGCUUUUACUUUAUAUCUCCAACUGGUCAUGGACUCAAACCACUUGACAUUCAGUUCAUGAAGCAGCUCCACAAUAAAGUUAACAUAGUGCCUGUCAUUGCUAAAGCUGAUGUUCUGACCAAAAAGGAAAUGCUUCGUUUGAAGAAGAGGGUGAUGGAAGAAAUAGAAAAGAAUGAGAUCAAAAUUUAUCCCCUUCCUGACUGUGACAGUGAUGAAGAUGAGGAUUACAAAGAACAGGUUCGUCAGCUGAAAGAAGCUGUGCCAUUUGCAGUGUGUGGGGCCAAUGCCAUGCUGGAGGUGCGGGGCCGCAAGGUGCGGGGCCGCCUGUACCCCUGGGGGGUGGUCGAAGUGGAGAAUCCGGAGCACUGCGAUUUCAUUAAACUACGCACAAUGCUUAUCACACACAUGCAAGACCUGCAAGAAGUUACCCAAGAAGUUCACUAUGAAAACUAUCGCUCUGAGCGUCUUGCGAAGGGCGCACCCAUGCCAAAGAAAACUCCGUCACUGGAUGCUGCCAUCAUCCCAGCUGAAAAGGACCGUAUCCUCCAAGAGAAAGAAGCAGAGCUGAAGCGGAUGCAGGAGAUGCUUGCUAAGAUGCAAGCUCAAAUGUUGCAACAACAACCAUAGAAUUCAGUCGCGCACCACGAGAGUUUGGACUCUGCGAGGCGUCUCAUGGCAAAUCCAGUCAUCUGCAGUGGAGCCUGGCCGUGGUGUGCGUGCGCUUGGUGUAUAGAGUUGAGCCAACAUCGCCGGCCGACCGAAACCAUGCUAUAAACUUUCAUUAUGUCAGUUCAUUCAAAGGAAAGGAAGGAAUAGGAUCGAUAGGGACUUGACACAAAGUGAGGAUUUUUUUAAUUGCUUGAGGAACCACAAUAGCAACCAAAUUUUUGAUGUAAUUUGUUUAACUUGACAGGGUAUGAAAUCUUAUACCUUAAACGGUCUAUUUUGGGACAUUGCAAUAUUAGAAAUGAAGGACCAAACUUUGCCCUGUACAUUGUUUAAAAUGUAGGGAAUGAACCAGCUCAAACUUAUCUGAAAAAAUGCGGGUUGUGAAAUGGUUUACCUUUAUUACUUGUUUGUUGGAAGUGAAAUGAUGUGGUGUGAGAUAUGCAUUGUAAAAUCUUACUCUCCCUCAGGGGAAGUUUUUUGUGAAUUGACUUGUAGUUGAAAUUAUUAUCGUUUGGCAUCAGUUGUGAGGUAAGAAGUGUUUGUUCUUCGUAUAGCGUUAGGUAAUUAGGUGUGGUGAGAAAGUUCAAUGGUAUUCAUGAAACCCAUGGUUGUUCAAAAUGGUCUGAAUCUUUAAUGAAUCUCUUUAUGACAAUCUUAAGCUCAAUAAACUAAUUUUUGUAAUCCUAGCACACUUUGUAGCAAAGGAAGUUGCCUUUAUUUUCUGAAAAUGGUCAUUUAGAAAGAAAAUUCUGUGGUAAUUUUUUUGGGUUCAAAAUGCACAUUUUGGAGUUUUCACCUUCAUGUUGCCAUGUAGACCCUUUUCUCCCCUAAAGACCUUUUUUUUAUUUCUUAGCGUGUUUAAUACCUACCAGUCUCUUUUUCAAGUAGUAAUAUUCUGAUGUAUUGUCCUGUGUCGUUUUGUCCUUUUGGAUAGAUGGAAGCUAGAUAAGGUUUGUGUGUUGUAUUUGAAAGGAAUGGGAGACUGAGUCGAGGUAUUAAUGUGUUGAGGAGAAAUGAACUUUUAUAUUGAGUGUUGUACAAAUGCAUGGAUGUUCGGAGCCUGUGCUCUGUUAUGGUGAUAUUCUUGCAAUCAAACGUCACCAUCACCUUUCAUUUGCAUUCAUAUCAUAUUGUAUUAGUAUAUUCCCCCUGCUGUGAAAUACUGUGUGCUUUAGUCUUGUUCAUUCUUCCAAUUGUUGUUGGAGCCUGGCCCUCAGCCAUUCAUAUGCACUGCCUUUUUUCUUUCUUGAAAUCUUGCUGAAUUUGAAAGACUGUCACUUUUAUAACUUAAAUAAAUUGUAUCUGACAAUGGUAACACUGUUAACUUUAUGCUGUGCUCUGCAGGUAAGCCUUAUUUGUUUUUAUGUUCCACAAGUCUUGAACAUGUUAUCAUUUUUAUUAUAUUAUCGCUUGUCGUUUAUUGUUGGUGCAUGCUGUCCCAAUGUUCAUUUGUUUCUUUACUAUCUCCUAUGAUGGAUUGUGACAAGUCAUGUUUUCCAUUUUAUAUUAUUUCCUAUAUUUAUAUGUAUAUUUAUAAGUUAGACGUAUGCUUGAUCAGUAUAUUUUAUUCUAAAGUCUGAUGAAGCCUUAUUUUUAAUUAUAAACAAUUGUGCAUCAACUGGUGCUUGCAUUUAAAAGUUCAUCCCAUUUUAUAUUUGCAAUUUAUCUUUACCUUUCCUUAGGUGUGUUCCAAGACUGGUUCCCAUUUCUCAUAAUUUAUGCAAUUUUGCAAAGACUUUUUAAUGUCUGUCACUCACCAAGGUGUUAUGAUAUUGUAAUAGCAGUAUUUUAUUUUUCCUUUCAUUAACUUCAGCAAUGCUUUUCAUCAUGUAUACCUGCUCUAUUUUUAAAAAAAGAUUAGUGAUCUCCAAACCAAAACAAUUUUAUACUUUUGCUUGUUUUGUCUGUCUCACUUACUUUCAGACUAAAUAAGUAUUUCAAAAUAAUCUCAAUAAAACUUUGAUCUACAAACACAA
This is a messenger RNA of Thrips palmi, 3254 nucleotides long. It is a transcript of the gene Septin1, whose product is annotated as septin-1. Gene Ontology annotation, biological process: cell division; regulation of exocytosis; cytoskeleton-dependent cytokinesis. The transcript is spliced from 9 exons. Gene Ontology annotation, molecular function: GTP binding; GTPase activity; molecular adaptor activity. Gene Ontology annotation, cellular component: septin ring; synaptic vesicle; cell division site. NCBI's taxonomy places the organism in Eukaryota, Metazoa, Arthropoda, Insecta, Thysanoptera, Thripidae. The coding region runs from base 166 to 1236 and encodes 356 amino acids. The record is from RefSeq and is a predicted model, not a curated record.